This is a messenger RNA of Bubalus bubalis (water buffalo), 756 nucleotides long. It is a transcript of the gene MPC2, whose product is annotated as mitochondrial pyruvate carrier 2. Bases 194 to 577 code for a protein of 127 amino acids. The record is from RefSeq and is a predicted model, not a curated record. Gene Ontology annotation, molecular function: pyruvate transmembrane transporter activity. Lineage: Eukaryota; Metazoa; Chordata; Mammalia; Artiodactyla; Bovidae. The transcript has 6 exons. Gene Ontology annotation, cellular component: mitochondrial inner membrane. Gene Ontology annotation, biological process: pyruvate import into mitochondria.
UAGCAACAGUCCCCUCCCUCGGCACCCCCUCCUAAAGGAGGAGGCGGAGGCGGCCUCGACUCCUCCCUCUCCUCGUUCUCUACACCCGCCCUGCCAAGCCUUUCUCGCGAGAUGACGACCACUGGGCAUUGAAGCAGGGACGAGCACGCGGACACUCUACCACCCGGCUGCCCACGAUCACUCGUCCGCAGAAAUGUCAGCCGCCGGCGUCCGGGGCCUGCGGGCCACCUACCACCGGGUCCUUGAUAAAGUGGAACUCCUGCUGCCUGAGAAAUUGAGGCCGUUGUACAACCACCCGGCAGGUCCCAGAACAGUAUUUUUCUGGGCUCCAAUUAUGAAAUGGGGGCUGGUGUGUGCUGGAUUGGCUGACAUGGCCAGACCUGCAGAAAAACUCAGCACGGCUCAGUCUGCUGUUUUGAUGGCUACAGGCUUUAUUUGGUCAAGAUACUCACUUGUAAUUAUUCCAAAAAACUGGAGUCUAUUUGCUGUUAAUUUCUUUGUUGGGACAGCAGGAGCCUCUCAGCUCUUUCGUAUUUGGAGAUAUAACCAAGAACUAAAAGCUAAAGCAAACAAAUAAGAGUUCCUGAUCACCCUGGCAAUGUAGAUGUGGACAUAACCACCGGGACCUAGUUUGAUUUAUUAUUCGGUUGUUGAUGAGGUGAUACUAACUGUGCUAAUGUUUGUAAGGCAUACAGUGUAAUUGGGAGAUAGUAUUGAUACUUGAUUCAACUGAAAAAUAAAGCAAACUUUUAAUAA